GCAAAUGUCAGUUAGCUGGCUUGGAAAAUCUAUCGAUAAGGAAAAAUUUUAAAAUUUCUUCAAACAAAAGAAGGCAAAUUUGUCGAUUUCAAUCUCCGGAAAUGUUUUAUUGUUUUAUAGAAUAAUAGUCCUGUUAAAGCUCCAAGAAUAAAAAUCAGCCAACGACCACCGGCAGUUGACCAGUCGACUAUCAUGCCUUUAAGUUGUUAAAAGCUUUUGAAGUUUCCUUCCCUCAAAAUUUCAGCUAAAUUCUUUUCCUUCCCUCUCCCCUUCAUUUUGCUCUGAAAUGGAUACAAUUGCAGCAGUUCCAUCUCGAUUCCAGUUUGGCUGUCAUAAAGUUCUUCAUCUGGUGAGGCAUGCACAAGGAAUGCACAAUCUAGAAUCAGAGAAGAGUCGUGAUCCACUAACAUCAUAUGAAUUUUCUGACGCUGAACUCUCCUCUCUGGGCUGGCAGCAGAUUGUAUACUACUCCAGAAUGACAUCUAUAGUAAGUUUUAACAGAUUCGUGACCAGUGGAAACAAGUUUGUGCAAGUGGACAGCUCAAGGAGAUUGAGGACACUGCAAACAGCUGUUGGAAUUUUUCAUGGUGAAGACCAACCAGAUCGGUUAGAUGUUACAUCAUUUGAGGAUGAAAAAGUAAAGGGUGACGACGAAACAUCAACUUUCAAUCGCCCACCAAUUAUAGCAUAUGAACUUUGUCGAGAACGAAUGGGAAAAUAUGAAUGUGACAGGAGAGGAACCAUCAGUCAGUACCGUUCUCGUUUCCCCGAAGUUGAUUUUUCAUUGAUCGAGAAUGAAGAUGACAUUUUGUGGAAAGCAGAUGAAAGAGAAACCCAUGAAGAAGUCAUGGCUAGGGCAAUGAAGUUUAUCAAAUGGUUGUGGGAACGGCAAGAAAAGGAGAUAGCAGUGGUGAGUCAUGGUGUGUUUUUGGAUCAGACGAUGAUUGAACUUUUUAAAAAUAAUAAGUGUUCCCCCUUAAAUGAUUAUGAUCCACACAGCCGCUUUAGAAAUUGUGAAAUCCGUUCGGUGAAAGUUUUUAAUGAAAGCGUAAUGGGAUUGGGAUCAGAUUCCUUUAGCAACCAUUGUGGAAGAAUAAGAAUCCCUUAUGGACUUGAAGUAGUCCAAAUCAGAGAUUCUACCAAGGACAAUGUUUCAGUGGAGGAACUGGAGGUGACCAACUAAUCAAAAAAUUAGUUCAUCUGGCAUUGGGUGCUUGAUUUUCCAGAUUGAACAGCCGCUGUUAGAUCAUAGCAAGGUGCUUUUCGAAGAAUCUUGGUUUAUCAUCGGACUUUUCUUUCAUUUGAAAAAUCAAGAUUUGAAUUUGGUUACUGAAAUUAAUAAUUCAAUACUUUAUUAAUAAAUUAUUCGACUGUUGG
Durio zibethinus is the source of this 1377-nucleotide messenger RNA. NCBI's taxonomy places the organism in Eukaryota, Viridiplantae, Streptophyta, Magnoliopsida, Malvales, Malvaceae. The record is from RefSeq and is a predicted model, not a curated record.